CUCUGUCUCUGUGCUAGUGCUUACAGUCAAGUCAGUCUCAUAGUUGGUGUCUCAUAGUUUUUUCGCACUACAACUGCGACUACAACGUUACCGACACCGAGAUUCAAGAUUGAACUAAUUAUUAAAGAAUUCAAGUUUUUGUUUUUAGAGGAUCAAACAAAACACCAAAUACCAAGGGAGUUUAUGUUUUAUCUAUGACCAAACCCAUCCAUGAUUGGUAACAAAAAUGAUAUGUACAUACUGUGACAAGAUUUUUUCAACUGUUGGAUCCUUAAAUAAGCACAUAGAAAGAAUCCAUGGAGUAAAAUCUGUAAAGGGAACUAUGAGAUGUCUCAACUGUGAAAAUAAAUUCACGCGAAGGUUGAAGCUUGUUGAGCACCUAAAAAUUGAUCAUGGUCAAGAUUAUGAAAUAGACAAGUUGGAGUUUAAAACAUCAGAAGAAUUUGAGAUAUGGAGAGCUGAAGAAGAGAGGCGCUCAGUUGCAAUGUUUCGCAAUGUAAUUGUGAAUAGGGCAUCAAAGAAUGGAUCCACUACGAUUCUAGUAUGCUCAAGAGAUGGUCGAGUGAGGUCUAAUGUUUCAAAAAAGCGCCAAAGAGCUUUAAAAAGUCAAGGAUCACGCAGGAUUGGACAUACUUGUACUAGCCAUAUGGUUGUAAAUAAAGUUCUACAUCCGGAAAAUAAAGUAAUUGUAACUUAUGUGAAAACGCACUAUGGACAUGGACCAGACAUACAACAUGUAAAUUUAUCUCGAACCGACAAAGAAGGAAUUGCCAAAAAACUAGCACUUGGUAUAUCUGAAAGUAGAAUAUUAAGUGAAGCGCACACUCUAAACAGUGAAGUAGGAUCUAGAUUAGAGGUGCUGAACAAAAAAGAUAUUUCAAACAUCAGAUCACAAUAUGGGAUAGGUAUAUCAGGAGGCAGGAGACAUCAAAAUGAAAUGAUGAGUGUGGAUUUGUGGGUAGCGGAAGAGAAGGAGAAACAAAACUGUGUUGUUAAGUAUUACAAGAAGUAUGGGGAUGAAGACCCAGAAUUUGGAUUCCAAAGUGAUGAUUUUUGUCUGGUAAUAAUCACAGAAGAUCAAGAGAACUUUCUUAAACAGUAUGGACAAACUAUAAUAUGUGUGGAUAGUUCACACGGGCUUGGUGGUUCCGACCGAACUAUACAGCUGUCUACUGCCUUAAUAGUGGACGAGUAUGGGGAAGGAAUUCCCAUUGCCUACAUGUAUUGCAAUAAAACUGAUCGGAGUGCAUAUGAAAAAAUGUUUCAUUGCAUGAAAGAGGCUUAUGGCAGUAAAAUUAAUAAUGAUUAUUUCAUGAGUGACAUGGCUGAGGCAAUAUACAAUGCUUGGCAAGUGGUUAUGGGAAAUUCAAAGAACAGGUUGUUCUGUUCGUGGCAUGUCCUCCAAGCAUGGAAUCGGAACAUUUCCAAGGUAAAAGGAACAACUGAAGAAGAAAGAAAAGAAAAUGCGUCUAGGCUUCGGGCCAGAUUACGGUCUUUGUUAUUUGAGCCUGACCAAAAUACAUUUGAGAGAAAGUUUAAAGAGUUUGAGGAAGGUUUGAAAUCUCCUCAUUUGAAAGACUUUAAAGAGUAUUGGGAGGAGAGAUAUGACAAAAAUGCAGCCACGUGGGCAUACUGUUUCCGGCAAAACUCACCUGUUACAAAUAACAUGCACCUGGAAUCCAUGCAUAAGGUGAUUAAAUACUUCCAUUUUGAAGGAAGGGUAGUCCGAAGGCUGGACGAGUCAAUUUCAGGUAUAUUAACGUACCUUGAAAGGUGUCUCAUCAACAAAAAAAGGUUACACCUCAAACUAAGACCAUGGAAAAAAGCAAAAGGGAUCAUGGAGGCCCACAAAAAGAGUUUUGAAAAUAUUAGAAUCGUUGAAUCUACAGCAGAAGAUGAAUUCCUAGUGGAAAAUGUGAAGUCAAGGCAGAUUUAUUUAAUUAUUAGGCACGGAGAAGUAUGCUGUAAUCCAAUAAAACAGUGCUUUGACUGCAAUGUUUGUCGGCACUCAUUUACUUGUUCGUGUCCGAACUUUUUUUUGGAUGCAAGUUCUAUAUGCAAGCAUGUUCAUUUUGUAGCAAGAGAAACUUCAAAAAAACAGCCUCAACUUGCAAACACGAACACCAACAAGAACAUGGGACUCGUAGAAGAGACAAAGGAAGCUUGUGGUAAUAACUUACUCAGUAGGCCUACACUUUUAGCCUCAAACUUAAAAAAGGAUUUUAUUAAAUUUGUAAAAGAAUUGUCCUCGUACGAAGAUACAUUUGAUAAAAUACCUUUAGCUAACCAAAAGGAGAUUGUACGCUUCCUUAGAACUUCAACUAUACUUUGUAAAGAAGAAGAAACUUUGAAAGAAAACAAAACCGGGUCAAAGAUGAACGGCUGCAAAAGAAAAAUAUCCAAACAAGAAGAGUUCUGCAACAAAGUAAAAGAAAUACAAGGAAUGAAAAAGAAGAAGAAGAAGAUGAUGGUGUCUUCUAAACCAAGUUCAAGAGCUUUUGCCUCCGAGUUAAAAAUCAAUGAAUUUGCUCCAUGGGUUGAUGGUCCGGUGGAUCACGAAGAAGUUGUCUAAGUAAAACCUUUUUGACUAAA
Messenger RNA from Macrosteles quadrilineatus (aster leafhopper), 2592 nucleotides. RefSeq lists its product as uncharacterized. Lineage: Eukaryota; Metazoa; Arthropoda; Insecta; Hemiptera; Cicadellidae. The transcript is spliced from 4 exons. Gene Ontology annotation, molecular function: zinc ion binding. The record is from RefSeq and is a predicted model, not a curated record. Bases 227 to 2572 code for a protein of 781 amino acids.